Messenger RNA from Drosophila gunungcola (fruit fly), 6252 nucleotides. RefSeq lists its product as uncharacterized. Gene Ontology annotation, molecular function: guanylate cyclase activity; ATP binding; peptide receptor activity. Lineage: Eukaryota; Metazoa; Arthropoda; Insecta; Diptera; Drosophilidae. The record is from RefSeq and is a predicted model, not a curated record. Gene Ontology annotation, biological process: cGMP biosynthetic process; intracellular signal transduction; protein phosphorylation. The transcript is spliced from 15 exons. Bases 826 to 6009 code for a protein of 1727 amino acids.
CUCAGCUUCUUCCAUUUGGCGGCUGCUGCGACCCAAUCAGACUUCGUUCCGUUUCGAUUUCAGUUUCAGUUCCCGUGCAAAUCUCGAGGCGUCUGGUUGUGUGUCCGCAGGAAAAUUCAUCCAAAAUUUCGGCGCAAGUCGCGCGGUGAUUUCGAUUUAUGUUACGGCUUCUGCUGCCCCAAAAAUAGAGCUUGUGGCAACCAUGAAGAUGAUGCUCAAAAAUAAAUGAGCCUUGCAGUUUAAAAUAUCAAGAAGGCAGUUGCUGGAACUCUGGAAAAGUGAAAUGGUCGAAGCGUUUUAAUUGCCUCCGGUAGAAAGGAUUUCCUCCAAAAGUGUGUGCGUGUGCGUUCGGGUGAAGUGUGCGCUUCUCGGAGCCGGGCAAAGGACCUUAACCAGGCCAAAUCUCCUGCCAGACAAGCCUUUUCGUCUGUCACCAAAGCGGCUUAAAGUUCCUGGAUCCAGUACGCAGCGUCUAGGCGAAGGCAACGCACACCAAUACAUCAGCGCCUGUUGCAACAGCUGCAGCUCGCCAGCAAUUGAAACACAAUUAUGGCAAAUUCGAACAAAGCUUCAUCAAAGUUCGUUAACAACAAUAAGAGAGGAAAUAACUACAAAUGCAUCUGCAGCGACGGCAUCAGUAGGGGCCACAAAAUGUAAUAGACGAAGGGCGUGGAACUGAAAAGGGCUUGGCGGUGGGCAACGGUCAUCGGCGACAGCAACAAGCAACAAGCAACACUGAACCGCUACAACCGACAACGAGCGCAAUCACAACAGCAGCAACAUUAAGAAACCAAAAGAAACCAAACAAAAAAAUACGCAACAUAAAUGAAGUUAACAAUCUGUCAAAUUGCUAAAUUAUUUCUGCUGUUGACAGCCUUCUUCUUUCUCAAUUCCCCCAGCGCAGCCUCCUUAGCCCCCUCCUCCUCCUCCACCAACCCCAGCUUCCGCCCAACGGCGGGUGUCCUUGUCCUGCAGGCGGCCAAGACAGCGACAGACUUUGCUACAACGCCAGCUUCGAAACCAGUUGCGGCCACGCGGACUUUCCCCACGACAGCACCAGCAGCAGCAGCAGCAACAGCACUCGGCAGCAAUUCAAUUUGGCCAACAGCAACACAAACAAAGGGUCCACGUAAUGCGCGUGAAGCUGAACGUCAGAAACGUCAAAAGCAACAGCCCGCAACCCAACGGCAACAGAAGCAGCAGCAGCAGCAGCAACAGCAGCAACACAAGCGCCUGCAGCAGCAACAGCAAAAGAUACAGCAACAGCAACAUCAAAAUCAAAAUCAACGACUGGCCGUUUUAAUACCUUCUUCGCUGCACGUUGAUAUGACGCAUGUGCAACAGGGCUUCCAGCAUUUCCUCGACUUUUUCCAACUGCAUUUAUCUAAUGCCAGCGUCGAUUUCCUACGUGAUGUGGAUUUAAGUGGCUUCAUUAAAUUACUCGAGCUGCCCAAAUACACGAGCGUUGUAAAGACUUUAAAUGCGGGCAUUAAUGUCGACACCGACGUGGACGUGGACGUGGACGUGGCCAUGAACGUGGAUGUGAACAAGGACCAAAGCGGCACCAGGGAUCGGAAUGGGAAUGCGAAUAUGGACGUUGACCCGCCCAGCCAGCCACGUCAGCAACAUCAGCAGCAUCAGCAUCAGCAGCAUUUGCAACAGCCAGAGCAGGAGAUGGAUAAGGAGAAGGAGCAACAUCGUCAUCAUCAGCAGGACUCCAAGGCGAAACAGUUGUCAGCGGGCGUGGAGGCCUCCUUAUCCUCUGGCGGGAAUGGGGCACUUCGGUGGAACGUUGACCGCAGCUUCUCGGGUCACUGUCAUCAGCUGGCCGAGCAACUGGCCCUCGAUUUCAAUAAGACCGUCGUCCUGUGGCCGUGUCCGCGAAUGAAAAUCUCCAGCAAUUUUCUGCCAUCUUUCGAAGCAAUUUCCCUGGCCGUGCAAAGCAUUUCCACCAAGUUGAACUGGUCGCAGGUUGAUAUCUAUGUCGGCGACGACAAUUGGGGCCUAGGACUGGCCAUAGCAGCCAACUUGCAUGUGCCGUAUCGCAUCGAAAUUGGCAGGACAGUACGUGACCUGCAUUCGCAGGACAAACCGGGCAAAGCAAUCAUCAUCACUGCCCCGCUGGACGACGGCAGUACCACGCGGCUCCUGUCCAGCAUCGGGGCGGAGUGGGAUGCAGAUGCGGAUGCGGAGGAGCCCAGGAGGCAACACACCAAAAUCCUGCUCAUCGACAUGGCGGCCAGCUCAUUGGACAUCCAGCACGGGUUCUACAAAUAUCUGACACGGAUCGACGGGUCGGCGGGGCGAAGGGGCCGCUCCGGGGGCAACACGAGCUCUCCGGCCGGAGUGGUCAGCAGCAAUCUGUUGGUGCUGACUCUGCUGAGCGACAGACAUCGACACUUUCUGAACGCGGCCGGACUGAUGGCAACAAUGCAGAGUUUUCGCACGCCCCUCGGUAGUGGUGAAACGGGAAACCACACGGAGCCACCGCCCACUGGCCAUCGCAACGGCAGUGUGGAACGGCUGUACCCCUAUCGCAGCCUCUUCCCGCUCUACGACACGGUGGCAGCCACCGCCACUGCCACCCAAUCGGAUGCGGAGCAGGCGAUCCCCAAAUACGAUUUCGUUGUGCUGGACAUCGUUAGGGACGUCCUGGUGGCCACUUACAAGUGGCGCCCCCUGCUCAUCCUGGAGAGCGACCAGCAAAGGGGGGCGGUGGGCGGCCAGGGGGGCGCCUACAUCACCCACUCCGUGCAGCCGGGCUACGACGAGUGGCUGCUGGUCAGCAGCGUCCUUCUGUGGCAGUGCGGUGCCAUCUGCUGGACCAUCGCGGCCAUCUGCGUGGGCCUCCUGGUCAUCGCCGUGGCGGGCACUGUGGCCGCGGGCAUUGCCAUGAGGAAUUACUUCUUACGGAAGCGUCUCUCCAAGGGGCCCAACAAGAUAGUUCUUUCCUCCAGCGACUUUGUCUUCCCCGUGGAUUCUCGAAGGGUUGAUGAGGGCAUUGAGGCCAUGCUCUGUUGUUGGCUGCAGCAGCUGCAGGAGUUUGGUGGCCCGGAAGUGGACAAGCCAGAUCUUCUGAAAGGCUCCAUUGGCUCGCUGAAGAAUCUGGGAUUCGUGAUACCCGGCGCAGCUGCUCCGGGUGGUUCAGCUGGAGCCAUCACGGCCACGGCGAAUGGGAAAGGCGUGUCCUCCGCCACGGGCAGCCUGGCCAGGCACAAUCCCGCCCAUCUGGACAUGAGGGCCCGCUACAACGGUGAUCUCGUCCAGCUGAAGGAGGUGCACAUGAACGGCUCGGUGGAGCUGCGCACCAAAGCGAUGGAUCUACUCGUAAUGGCCCAUGGUCUGAGGCAUGAGAACAUUAAUCCACUAAUUGGCUGGCUAUCCGAUCCCAACCGCACGGCCAUGGUCUUCGACUACUGCUCCAGGGGAUCACUUCAGGAUGUCCUAAUCAUGGACGAGAUCAAGCUGGACUGGUCGUUCCGGCUGAGCCUACUCACAGACCUGGUGAGGGGCAUGCGGUACCUGCACACCUCUCCCCUGAGGGUCCAUGGGGCCUUGACCUCCAGGAACUGCGUCGUGGACGCCCGGUGGGUCCUCAAGAUCACCGACUACGGCCUGAACUCGUUCUACGAGUCCCAGGGACUGCCGCCCAGGCCCCGAAGUGCCAAGGAGCUGCUCUGGACAGCACCGGAGCUGCUACGCAGCAUGAAGCUCCACCAGCAGCAGCACCACCAUCACCACCAGCACGGACGCACCCAGUUGGGCACCCAGCUCGGCGACGUCUACUCAUUCGGGAUCAUCAUGCAGGAGGUGGUGGUCAGGGGAGAGCCCUACUGCAUGCUCUCCCUGGCCCCCGAGGAAAUAAUAGCCAAGAUCAAGAAGCCUCCGCCGCUGAUCCGGCCCUCCGUGUCCAAAGGAGCCGCUCCGCCGGAGGCCAUCAAUAUCAUGCGCCAGUGCUGGGCCGAGCAGCCCGACAUGCGUCCCGAUUUCAACUCGGUUUAUGAGCGCUUUAAGAUGCUAAACCAUGGACGCAAGGUGAACUUUGUGGACACCAUGUUCCAAAUGCUCGAGAAGUACUCAAACAACCUGGAGGAGUUGAUUCGGGAACGCACCGAGCAACUGGACAUUGAACGAAAGAAGACUGAACAGCUGCUGAAUCGCAUGUUGCCAAGCUCGGUUGCUGAGAAACUAAAGAUGGGCUUGGCCGUCGACCCGGAAGAAUUUUCCGACGUAACCAUAUACUUUAGCGACAUUGUUGGUUUUACAACAAUCGCCGCCCAUUGCAGUCCCGUACAGGUUGUGGAUUUGCUCAACGAUCUCUACACGAUAUUCGAUGCCACGAUCAAUGCCUACAAUGUGUAUAAAGUGGAGACAAUUGGAGAUGCCUAUAUGGUGGUGAGCGGACUACCCGUGAAAAUACCCGAUCACGCCGAGCAGAUAGCCACCAUGGCCUUGGACCUGCUGCAUCAGAGUGGUCGCUUCAAUGUGAAGCACCUGCCCGGCGUUCCACUCCAACUGAGGAUCGGCCUCCACACGGGUCCUUGCUGUGCCGGAGUGGUGGGUCUCACGAUGCCCAGAUACUGUUUGUUUGGCGACACAGUCAACACGGCAUCGCGAAUGGAGUCCACCGGAUCCUCCUGGCGCAUCCAUAUGUCCCAGGAGACCAGAGACCGACUGGAGGCUCGAGGCGGUUAUGCCAUCGAGCCAAGAGGCCUGAUCGACAUCAAGGGUAAGGGCAUGAUGAACACCUUUUGGCUGCUGGGAAAAAAGGGGUUCGAUAAGCCGCUGCCGGCACCACCGCCUAUUGGGGAGUCGCACGGCUUGGAUGAGUCCCUGAUCCGCAACUCGAUAACCCUGAAGGCGCAGGCCAACAAGUCCCGGACGAGCACGAAUCCCUCCUCCUCGCAGAGCUCCUCGCUGGCAGGCGAGUCCGUGGAGGUGAAGGUCGAGAUAACGCCGCCCACCAACGCGGAACUGGGCUCCGGGGCCAAUCUGCCCAACUCGUACUCCCUGGACUCGAACUCCACCAACACGAUCAGCCCCAACGCCACCCUCUGUCCGGAGUUUCCGGGCAAGACGACGCCCAGCAGUGCGAGUCCGCAGUCGCGCAAGCUCUCCGAACUGACGCCGGACAACCUGCUCAACCCGAACAGCUUCAACCGGCUGCCGAACUCCACGGGCGGCUCCAGCUCGCGCCUCUACAAGAAGAUCGAGGAGAUGAUGGACCUCAGCUCGCCGUACAACCACUACAAAUGCCUCAGUCCCAGCGAGAGCAAUCUUACGCAGUUCUACGACGGCAAGUACCUGUACGGCAGUGUGGCCGGAGGGGCGGGGGGCGGACAGGGCGGCGGACAGGGUGGCGGACAGGGAGGCGGCGGCGCCUGUUCCUCGGCCACCGGGAGCGGGUGCGGCGGCGGAGCCACCCGGUUCGACAGCAAGCCCGGCUCCAGUCGCCUGCUGCGUCGGCAGUUCAGCUUGGAUCGCGACGACCAGCAGGCGAAGGGAGAGCAGCAGCAGCACCACCAGCACUCCCUCCAGGCCACCACCUACGCGGCCUUGGUGGGGGGUGGUGGUGGUGGGGGUGGGGGUUUGGGUGGUGUUACCAAGACCUCCAUGCUGGACAUACCCCUGCUGCACGACACCUCCCGCAGUCCCAAGGGCACGCUGACGCGGGCCCACAAGCAGAACUCCGCCUCGAUCACCCAGGACCUGGAGAAGAUCGAGGAGAUCCCACUGUCGCCGGCCUCCUCCCAGCACCACAGCAGCCUGGACAGCAACCUCAACCGCAGUCCGCCCUCGACGCUGGAGGCACAGUCGCCCCCGCUGCCCCCCCUUAGUCCGCCCCAGCUCUCCGCCCCCACCUCGCCGGCCCCUUCCAGGACCUUGAACGGGUUGCAUGCCCACGGCAGCAGUGCCACCCACUCCCACGGAGCCACGGCCAACAACAAUAACGGCGCCCAUGCCGGCCCAGAGCUGACCCUCAAUGCGGAGCAGCUGCUGAGCAGAUAGGGCACAAUCUAAGGCCCCCAGGGAAAGGGCGCCGAUCAAAGCUUUAGGUCUCAUCCGAACCCAGUUUAACUGUGUGUGCGUGUGUGUGUGUGUGUGUGAGUGAUUGGGCGGGACUUUUGGCACUAGAUAUCGUAAUGGGGGAAAAUGUUGUGCAACACCAUUGUUCCACUGGCAAAAAGAUUUGCAACUAAAUCAUUUGCCAGAAGUAAAGACUAAGAUCACAAUUACCCACUUCGUUUCCCA